Molecule: messenger RNA, 1853 nt
Organism: Stegastes partitus (bicolor damselfish)
Lineage: Eukaryota; Metazoa; Chordata; Actinopteri; Pomacentridae
Gene: pcmt1
Product: protein-L-isoaspartate (D-aspartate) O-methyltransferase
Exons: 8
Coding region: 1-810 (269 amino acids)
Biological process (GO): protein modification process
Cellular component (GO): cytoplasm
Molecular function (GO): protein-L-isoaspartate (D-aspartate) O-methyltransferase activity
Source: RefSeq, a predicted model, not a curated record
AUGUCUGGUGACGUAUCCGCCGCUCCGCCGUCUGCUCUGGAGGUUGUCAGCUUCAUCGGCAAAACAGUUGGCGCAGGCGCGGCACUGACAGCUGCUGUCUACUUACUCCGCAAAGUCUGUUUAAUAAUGGCCUGGAAAUCUGGAGGAGCCAGCCACGCAGAGCUUGUCAACAACCUCCGUAAAAAUGGCAUUAUUAAAUCCGACAAUGUCUAUGAAGUCAUGCUGGCCACAGACCGAGCACACUUCUCUAGGUGUAAUCCUUACAUGGACUCACCGCAGUCAAUAGGCUUUCAAGCAACUAUCAGCGCCCCACACAUGCACGCAUAUGCCCUGGAGCUUCUACAUGAUCAGCUGUAUGAGGGAGCCAAAGCUCUGGACGUCGGCUCUGGCAGUGGAAUCUUGUCUGUUUGCUUCGCACGAAUGGUAGGUCCAAAAGGGAAAGUUAUAGGAAUCGAUCACAUCAAAGAGCUGGUAGAUGAUUCAAUAAACAAUGUGAAGAAAGAUGACCCCAGUUUGAUAACAUCGGGCCGAGUCAAGCUAUUAGUGGGAGAUGGACGAUUGGGCUAUGAGGAGGAGGCGCCGUAUGAUGCCAUCCACGUUGGCGCAGCGGCACCUAAUGUCCCCCAAGCUCUUCUGGACCAGUUGAAGCCGGGCGGCCGGCUCAUUCUCCCCGUGGGCCCAGCGGGUGGAAACCAGAUGCUGGAGCAGUACGACAAGAUGGAGGAUGGCAGCACCAAAAUGAAGCCCUUGAUGGGGGUGAUUUAUGUGCCUUUAACAGACAAAGACAAGCAGUGGUCCAGGUGGAAGUGACUUCCUUCUCCCCCUCCUCCCCCUCUCUCCUUCUCACAGUGGCAAAGGGAUGAACUUUGAAGCGGAAGGCAGUCCAUAAUCCACCUUUAAGUUUGAACCUGGAGAAAACUUGGAUGGGGGUCAGCCCUUGACAUUUUGUUCAAAGCAUAACAAAACAUGCUCUUUUUGUUUUACAUCUAACGAGGGACUAGAGAACCACACUGAUGACAGCCCUGAGGGGCUGGGAAGAAAGACUGCUUGAAGCUCAGCACAGAAAUAUUGGAGAGAGCUUUUUGUUUUUCUUUUCAGGCCUGCAUCCUCUUGGUUACAUAUUCUUUUUAACCGCUGGAUUUUAGGUUUGUUUUUCUUUUGUGGUCUCACCAUUUGAAUUGCAAUCAGACGUUUUUACGGCAUUACAUUUCAGCAGCAUCAAAGCUGAAUGUAGGAGGAACGCUGGACAACGAAGAAGAACGCCUGAGCCUUUUAGAUAAUUCACCUAGCUACAGUGUGUGUGUGCGUGUGUGUGGAUCAUCUAAGAGUAGACUUAUCUGCUAAAAUAUGAGCUUUCUUCCCCUGCCAGCAGUAUUACAAACACAUACAAACACACACACACACACACACACACACACAUAUUCACACACAUUCACAGGCAACACAAUGGCUGAUGUAACCCACACAUCCUGUUUUAUGUGCAGCACUCUUAGGUCAUUCUACACAUGAAAUAAGCAAUGCAUCGGAUCAUACUGAACAUACUCCAAAGAGAGCAGAGCACUAAUAACACCGACACGCGUGCUUUCACUUGGUGACGUGUUGCUUUCUGCCGCUGGUUUCCAUUUACAAUUUGUGCAGGCUCUUCUGGUGACUGCCAGUAAAUGGGAUAGUCACUGCUUUGCCAAAAUAAACUCCAACAAUAUUAAGCAAAUGAAUGUCUGUUUUCUUGGGAAAAAAAACAUGGAAUCAAAAAAAGCACAUUUUAUUUUGAGUGAUCUAAGUUAUGGAUGCUAUUUGGCUUUCACAGUUUCUGGAAUGGCAUAUGAAAAUAAAGAGAUGCUUAUGUUUUUGUC